Messenger RNA from Plectropomus leopardus (leopard coralgrouper), 358 nucleotides. The record is from RefSeq and is a predicted model, not a curated record. Lineage: Eukaryota; Metazoa; Chordata; Actinopteri; Perciformes; Serranidae.
AUGUCCACCGCAGAAGAGAGGACAGCCUCUACAUCUUCUGCCAACUCAGCCACAGCAGGAAGCAAAGAUGGUUCCACAUCAAGUUCAGUCUCUGAAACACCUAAGAAAACAAAGAAGUCCAAGAAAAACACAGAGAGCAUGAUCAAAGUUUACAACUCUGUGCUCGACAGUGUUUUUGGGGCGGAGAGAGAACUAGCUCAGGCUGAGUUGGACGAGUUGCAAGAGGCCUUCAAAGAGUUUGACUACGAUCAAGAUGGAUAUCUGAACUACAAGGAUGUUGCUGAAUGCAUGAGGACUAUGGGAUACAUGCCCACUGAAAUGGAGCUGCUGGAGAUUGUUCAACAGAUCAAGAUGAGAA